ACGAGUGACAGAUGGAGGCCGACGGGAGGAAGGAGCGCGAGACAACGGCGGCGGCGGCGCAGAUUUACAGGGGCGCGGCGUCGUUGGGCGUGUCCGUGCAGGAGGGGCUGCAGCACGCCAAGGCCAGCGUGGUCGGCUCGGUGCAGCAGGCGAUGGCGGGGAGCGAGGAGGAGGCGGCGCAGGCGGACCUGCGCGCGGCCAAGGCGCAGGUGGAGGCCACCGACGAGGCCGAGGCCAAGAAGAAGCACCUCGCCGGUUGAUCCAGGUCACCGCGGCUUAAUUGCGUGCAAGAUUGCUAGGCUAUAUGCAUUGCAUUUUGGUAGGUUCUGGACUUCUGGCCAUUUUUGUUUUUGUAAUAAUUCCAUCUGAAAUUUGUUACUCCAGUCAAUGUUAAGAAGUGUGGUUUGUUUACC
Messenger RNA from Triticum dicoccoides, 413 nucleotides. RefSeq lists its product as uncharacterized. The record is from RefSeq and is a predicted model, not a curated record. Lineage: Eukaryota; Viridiplantae; Streptophyta; Magnoliopsida; Poales; Poaceae. The transcript has a single exon. The coding region runs from base 12 to 260 and encodes 82 amino acids.